AUGGCUCUGAUCAUGGAACCGGUGAGCAAAUGGUCUCCGAGCCAAGUGGUGGACUGGAUGAAAGGUCUUGAUGACUGUCUGCAACAGUAUAUUAAGAACUUUGAGAGGGAGAAGAUCAGUGGGGACCAGCUGCUGCGCAUUACACAUCAGGAGCUAGAAGACCUGGGAGUCAGCCGCAUUGGCCACCAGGAGCUGAUCCUGGAAGCAGUUGACCUUCUGUGUGCACUGAAUUAUGGCUUGGAAACAGAAAAUCUAAAAACCCUUUCUCACAAGUUGAAUGCAUCUGCCAAAAAUCUACAGAAUUUUAUAACAGGGAGGAGAAGGAGUGGCCAUUAUGAUGGGAGAACCAGCCGAAAAUUGCCAAAUGACUUUCUGACUUCAGUUGUGGAUCUGAUCGGAGCAGCCAAGAGUCUGCUUGCCUGGCUGGACAGGUCCCCGUUUGCUGCUGUCACAGACUAUUCAGUCACAAGAAAUAAUGUCAUACAGCUCUGCUUGGAACUGACAACGAUUGUGCAACAGGAUUGUACUGUAUAUGAAACAGAAAAUAAAAUCCUUCAUGUGUGUAAAACUCUCUCUGGAGUCUGUGACCACAUCAUAUCCCUGUCUUCAGAUCCUCUGGUUUCACAGUCAGCCCACCUGGAAGUGAUUCAGCUGGCAAACAUCAAACCAAGUGAAGGGCUGGGUAUGUAUAUUAAAUCAACGUAUGAUGGCCUCCAUGUAAUUACUGGAACUACAGAAAAUUCACCUGCAGAUCGAUGCAAAAAAAUCCAUGCUGGCGAUGAAGUGAUUCAAGUUAACCAUCAGACUGUGCCUCUUAUACCUAGAAGUCCCACAAGCAGUGUCGCCACGCCUUCCAGCACCAUCAGUACACCCACCAAAAGAGACAGUUCGGCUCUCCAGGAUCUCUACAUCCCCCCUCCUCCUGCAGAACCGUAUAUCCCCAGGGAUGAAAAAGGAAACCUUCCUUGUGAAGACCUCAGAGGACAUAUGGUUGGCAAGCCUGUGCAUAAGGGAUCUGAAUCGCCAAAUUCAUUUCUGGAUCAGGAAUAUCGAAAGAGAUUUAAUAUUGUUGAGGAAGAUACUGUCUUGUAUUGCUAUGAGUAUGAAAAAGGAAGAUCAAGUAGUCAAGGAAGACGAGAAAGCACCCCGACUUACGGCAAGCUACGACCUAUAUCUAUGCCAGUGGAAUAUAAUUGGGUGGGGGACUAUGAAGAUCCAAAUAAGAUGAAGAGAGAUAGUAGAAGAGAAAACUCACUACUCCGAUAUAUGAGCAAUGAAAAAAUUGCUCAAGAAGAAUACAUGUUUCAGAGAAACAGCAAAAAAGACACAGGGAAGAAGUCUAAAAAGAAGAGUGAUAAGAGUAAUAGCCCGACCCACUAUUCAUUGCUGCCUAGUUUGCAGAUGGAUACACUGAGACAAGACAUCAUGGGCACCCCUGUGCCAGAGGCUACACUGUACCACACAUUUCAGCAGUCCUCCCUGCAGCAUAAAUCAAAGAAGAAAAACAAAGGUCCUAUAGCUGGCAAGAGCAAAAGACGAAUUUCUUGCAAAGAUCUUGGCCGUGGUGACUGUGAGGGCUGGCUUUGGAAGAAGAAAGAUGCAAAGAGUUAUUUUUCACAGAAAUGGAAGAAAUAUUGGUUUGUCCUUAAGGAUGCAUCCCUAUAUUGGUAUAUUAAUGAGGAGGAUGAAAAAGCAGAAGGAUUCAUCAGUCUGCCUGAAUUUAAAAUUGAUAGAGCCAGUGAAUGCCGCAAGAAAUAUGCAUUCAAAGCCUGUCAUCCUAAAAUCAAAAGCUUUUACUUUGCUGCUGAGCAUCUUGAUGAUAUGAACAGAUGGCUUAACAGAAUCAAUAUGCUGACUGCAGGAUAUGCAGAAAGAGAGAGGAUUAAGCAAGAACAAGAUUACUGGAGUGAGAGUGACAAGGAAGAAGCUGAUACUCCAUCAACACCCAAACAGGACAGUCCUCCGCCACCCUAUGAUACAUACCCGCGGCCUCCCUCUAUGAGUUGCGCCAGUCCUUAUGUGGAAGCGAAACACAGCCGCCUCUCCUCCACAGAAACCUCUCAGUCUCAGUCCUCUCAUGAGGAGUUUCGCCAGGAAGUGACUGGGAGCAGUGCGGUGUCCCCCAUUCGCAAGACGGCCAGCCAGCGCCGCUCCUGGCAGGAUUUAAUCGAGACGCCCCUGACAAGCUCAGGAUUACACUAUCUUCAGACUCUGCCUCUGGAGGAUUCCGUCUUCUCUGACUCCGCGGCCCUGUCCCCAGAGCACAGGCGGCAGUCCACCCUUCCAACUCAGAAAUGCCACCUGCAGGAUCACUAUGGGCCGUUCCCCUUAGCCGAGAGCGAGAGGAUGCAAGUGUUAAAUGGAAACGGGGGCAAGCCUCGAAGUUUUACUCUGCCUCGAGAUAGCGGGUUCAACCACUGCUGUCUGAAUGCGCCGGUUAGUGCCUGUGACCCGCAGGAUGACGUGCAAGCCACAGAGGUGGAGGAAGAGGAGGAGGAGGAGGAGGAAGGGGAGGCAGCAGGGGAAAACAUAGGAGACAAAAGUGAAAGUAGGGGAGAAAAGUUAGGAGACUCAUUGCAAGAUUUAUACAGGGCAUUGGAGCAAGCCAGUCUGUCACCACUGGGAGAACAUCGCAUUUCAACCAAGAUGGAAUACAAGCUAUCAUUCAUAAAGAGAUGUAAUGAUCCUGUGAUGAAUGAAAAACUGCACAGGCUGCGAAUUCUCAAAAGCACUUUAAAGGCCAGAGAAGGGGAAGUGGCCAUUAUUGAUAAAGUCCUAGACAAUCCAGAUUUGACAUCUAAAGAAUUCCAACAGUGGAAGCAGAUGUACCUCGAUCUUUUCUUGGAUAUCUGUCAAAACACCACCUCAAAUGACCCAUUAAGUAUUUCUUCUGACGUAGAUAUAAUCACUUCCUCUCUCACACACACUCAUUCCUACAUUGAAACGCAUGUGUAA
Messenger RNA from Pipistrellus nathusii (Nathusius's pipistrelle), 2955 nucleotides. The record is from the annotation of a GenBank genome assembly. NCBI's taxonomy places the organism in Eukaryota, Metazoa, Chordata, Mammalia, Chiroptera, Vespertilionidae.